Molecule: messenger RNA, 1376 nt
Organism: Phacochoerus africanus (Common warthog)
Lineage: Eukaryota; Metazoa; Chordata; Mammalia; Artiodactyla; Suidae
Gene: SLC35G1
Product: solute carrier family 35 member G1
Biological process (GO): calcium ion export across plasma membrane; regulation of cytosolic calcium ion concentration
Cellular component (GO): plasma membrane; endoplasmic reticulum membrane
Source: RefSeq, a predicted model, not a curated record
AUGACAGAAAGCGGUCCAGUGUGCCUUGGAAAUAAUGACUCCAAGCCGCUGGCCAGUCUAGCCAGACCGCAGCAGAGGUUCCCCGGGAGGGGGGAGGGCCGCGCGCGCGCAUGCGCCGCGUUUGCCACCGCCGCCGGCCGGAAGAGUGGAGUCGCGGAGCCGCUGCUGCCCGCGCCAGACGCCGCGGUGGCCGUGAGGAGAGCGCGGGCCCGGCGAUGCGGCCCCCAGAACGACACCGGGGCCGCCGAGCAGCCGCAGUACGGGCUGCAGCCGAUGGACGACCGGCCCCCGGGCUCCAGCGAGGAGCGGCGGGCGGACGCCGAGAUAGCGGAGACGCCCGGCUCCGGCAGGUGCUGGCAGUGCAGUUCCUGGCCGUGCAGCUCGCGCGCGCAGCAGGAGGCGGAGAAGAAAGCACCCUGUCCUGGACUUGGCAUGUUUUACAUGUUAUUGUCUGCCUUCCUUUUCUCAGUGGCGGCUUUAUUUGUUAAAAAAGUACAAGACAUCCACGCUGUAGAAAUUAGUGCAUUCCGAUGUGUGUUCCAAAUGCUAAUCAUUAUCCCUUGCUUAAUAUACAGAAAAACUGGGUUCAUAGGCCCCAAAGAUCAGCGAAUCUUCCUCAUUCUCAGGGGAGUCCUUGGUUCUGUCUCCAUGAUCCUUAUAUACUAUGCCUACCAGUCGACGUCCCUCGCUGAUGCCACGGUGAUCACAUUUAGCUGUCCAGUAUUUACAUCUAUAUUUGCUUGCAUAUUUCUCAAGGAAAGAUAUAGCCUUUGGGAUGCUGUUUUCACCGUGUUCACACUGACCGGCGUGAUCCUUAUUGUGAGGCCACCAUUUCUCUUUGGCUCCAGUGUCGAGGAGACGGAUAGAGACUAUUCAGUUCACCUGAAGGGCACUUUUGCAGCACUUGCACAUACCGUGUUUGCUGCAGUGACUCUAGUUGUCUUAAGAAAAAUGGGGAAAUCUGUGGACUACAUUUUGAGCAUUUGGUAUUAUGUAGUCGUUGGCCUCACGGAGUGCGUCACUGUUCUUUUUAUACUAGGAGAAUGGAGUUUGCCACGCUGUGGAUUGGACAGGCUAUUUCUUGUAUUAAUUGGGAUAUUUGGUUUGGGGGGUCAGGUGUUUCUCACAAAAGCCAUUCAAAUAGAAAAAGCAGGGCUCGUAGCAUUAAUGAAGACUCUGGAAGUGGUCUUUGCUUUCAUCUUCCAGAUAACUUUCUUUAAUAAAGUGCCAUCAUGGUGGACAGUGGGUGGCUCCCUCUGCGUAAUAGCUAGUAGCACUGGAGCGGCCAUUCGUAAAUGGUACCAGAGUUCCCAUUGAAGCAUCAUUGCUGAAAUGUGUAUUUUUUUAAAGUACACCAUCACCCAGUUCAGACACAC